UAUGGGUUUUGUAACAGUCGUAUUUGUGGUGUCUCUUUAAGAUGCUCUAGUCUAGCUGAUGACGUCACACGUAUGCGCUGUAGCUUCUCUGUGGAGAGCGAGGGAGAAACGUGCUAGACGGAUGUUGUUUGGACUCUGUUCAUUUUAUUUAUGCUUUGAUACUACAGCAGCCGUUCAACCGGGCAUUACAAGGUUGUUGAAGAGUGCGUUUAUUAAAAUUAACACUGUGGAAUUCUAGUACCAGUGUGGUUGCGAGUUUUUUUGAUCGACCUGAUGACUCUGCCGCCUCCUCUCCUCCCUCAAACGUAACCCAAACGUUACAGUUUGACACAUUUAGAACAAUUCAGCGGAUUUAUAUGGAUGACCACUAGUUUAAAACUGAUCAGGUGUGGACGAGAUUAUUUUAUAAAAACUAAUAUCUCUGCUACGUCGUUUUAAAUGGACCCAGCUACAUGUGGUCAAAGUCUAAAACUACCUUGCAAGCCUGUUUUUAAGGCUUGCAAGGUAGUUUCAUAAAUUACAGAAUAAAUAUACAAACCGCUUGCCAUACCAUUAGUCCUCUCAGCAGUUGUGCAGUUUGUGCUCUGUGGGUGCUUUCAGCAGUGGAGCCGCAGCAAGAAGACAAAUGUUAGGAUUGUGGAAAGCUUCUGAACGCGUCAUGACAGUGAGGGGGUUGGACUGAUUCGGACCUGCGUCCUUCUGCAGAACAGACCCCGCUGUGUGAGUCUUGGACAGAACUGCUUCUCUGAGCGGAACUCCACCGGAGUUCUGCUUAAGUUCCCGGGCGGAGCAGCUGCCGCGUGCCUGCAAGCCACAUGGACCCUUCCCGCUGCGGAGCAUGCUGCUAGCGCCUGGCGGUCGGAAGGAGAACCGUGAGGCUGUGCAGACCACCGAACCCGAGCUUCACGCGCCGCUGUCUGCUUCCUAGUCAUGCGCACAGACAACCUCAGUUGAGGAACCCCAGUCGGGCUGAAGCAUGUUCCUGACCUUCCUCCUCAGCUUCAUCGUUCCUCCGGUAUGGAGCGUUCACACGUCGUGGGAAAACUGGAGGUCCGCGCUGCACAACGGAGGGGAUGAGUUUGAACCGCCGACCUCCCAGCCGCACAUCGUCUUCAUCCUAGUGGAUGAUCAGGGCUUCCGGGAUGUUGGAUACCACGGCUCCGAGAUCAAAACUCCGAACUUGGACCGGCUGGCCGCGCAGGGAGUGAAGCUGGAGAAUUACUACGUGCAGCCGCUCUGCAGCCCGUCCCGGAGUCAGCUGAUGACCGGCAGCCUGACUCUUGCUUCAACUACUCAGUUAGCUCAUCAGGUCUGUUGUUUCAGGUAUCAGAUCCACACAGGCCUUCAACAUUCUAUCAUUCGUGCCACCCAGCCCAACUGUCUGCCUUUGGAGAAUAUCACUCUCCCCCAGAAGCUCAAAGAAGCAGGCUACUCCACCCACAUGGUGGGGAAGUGGCACCUUGGCUUUUACAAACGUGGCUGCCUUCCCACCCAACGAGGUUUCGACACUUUCUUCGGAUCCCUGCUCGGAAGCGGCGAUUACUACAGUCACUAUAAAUGCGAAGGCCCCGGCAUGUGUGGCUAUGAUCUGUACCAAGGGGAAGAGGCCGCUUGGGAACAGGACCGCGGCUUGUACUCUACCGUGAUGUUCACUCGAAAGGCUGUCAGCAUCUUGGCCAAUCACGAUCCCCACAAGCAACCCUUAUUUCUUUACUUGGCCUACCAGGCGGUUCAUUCCCCGCUGCAAGUUCCUGCUCGCUAUCUCGAGCGCUACAAGGGAAUUCCAAACCCACAUCGCCGAAAAUAUGCUGCCAUGGUUUCCUGUCUUGAUGAAGCCAUUCACAACCUGACCUUAGCCCUGAAACACUUUGGUUACUAUGACAACACAGUUAUAGUGUACUCCACAGACAAUGGGGGCCAGCCAUUAGCUGGUGGAAGUAACUGGCCCUUGAGGGGGAGUAAAGCCACCUACUGGGAGGGGGGCAUCAGAGGAGUAGGUUUUGUUCACAGUCCCCUGUUGGUCAGAAAAGGGUCAAAAUGUCAAACUUUGGUCCACAUAACUGACUGGUUUCCUACUCUGGUGACUCUGGGGGGAGGCACCUUAGAUGAAGAUCAAAACCUAGAUGGAUAUGAUGUUUGGGAGGCUAUUAGUGAAGGUCGUCCAUCGCCUCGCCUAGACAUUUUACAUAACAUCGACCCAAUUUACAUUAAAGCCAAGAACGGCUCUUGGAAGGCGGGAUAUGGAUUGUGGAACACCGCUGUCCAAGCUGCGCUCAGAGUUGGCCACUGGAAGCUACUGACAGGUGUGCCAGGCUACAGUGACUGGGUGCCACCACAGACAUUCUCCAACCAACGACUAACCACUCGCCACCAUAAUGAACGUGUGCGUUGGGACAGGGGUAAAUCCAUCUGGCUGUUCAACAUCACAGCUGAUCCUUAUGAGCGAGUAGACUUGUCUCAGAAAUACCCACACAUAGUAAAGAAGAUGCUGAUGCGGCUGGUGCAGUACAACAAGACCGCUGUGCCAGUGCGCUACCCUGCAAAGGACCUGCGCUCCAACCCGCAGUACAACGGAGGAGUAUGGGGACCUUGGUACAAGGAUGAGAAGCAGGAGCGGGACGAGGAGGAGAGAUAUAAUAACUUGUUUACAAACCAUCUUGGUAAAAGAAGGUGGAAAAAUAAAUCAAGGAAUAUAAAGUUGAAACGCAAAGCAGAAAAUUAGCUUAAAGGAUUCAUGAAGAAACCUCAGACUGCCUUUACUCAGGUAUUAGCACUUCUUGUUUUAGACAUUUUAACUCCAGGAAGUCUAAAUUGGACUCGACUAAACACUACGGCGAAAAAGUGUUUACAGAUUUCUUCUGUUUUAGCUUUUCUUCUGACUUAAAAAUUUCACAUUUUAAUUUUAAUACCACACAGAAGUAACUUGAUUAAAUAGAAUAGGCAAUUUUCAAACGAUUAUUUAAUUUAAGAGAAAAAGCUAACCAAACCUGACUACAGCUAUGUUUCCAUAAAGGUUUUUUUUCAUGCAAUUUGAAGUAUUGCAUUAGAAAAGGUUGAUGGAAAUGGCAAAAUUUUUAAUAAUUUCCUCAAUUUCAGGAAAACGAUUCUUUUUAUACGAGUUCUGAAGUACUAAACAUCACCAUCCACUGAAGGGGCUGUGCCUUACCAGAGGCAUGAAACAAGUCAAAAUCCAAACCUCCAGUUCUCCAUUUUUCUGAGAUGUGUGAUUCAUGCUAGUUAGCAACCUCUACAUCUUGUUUAUUACAGCCAUGUGCAGUGUCAACAUCAUGCUUUGCGGUUGAGUCAUUCCAAACCACUAGAUGGAAACACUUAAUUUUCUUUGACUUUUUUGCAGCAUUUUAAAAGUUUGCAUGACAUCUGGACGGACGUGACAAAAAAUAAUUUCCCUCUAAACUUAAUGGUUGGUUGUGAUGGUAACAACUGCCACUUUAUGCUUUUCCUCCAUAGGACCACGAUGCUUUGGACAGUUUUUCCUUUUAUAAAAAAAAUUAUAAUUUAUUCACUUAGGUUAUAUUUGCCUCUUAUGUGUUCAUUGACACAAAAUAUACAACUGGAGCGAAAGAAAUAAAAAAAAAAACAGAAGAACUCUGUAAGGGAGUAGAUUCUUUUUCACAACACUACAUAGUGUGUAAGAUGUGCUGCUGGAGCUUUGGGGAUGCCUGACGGUGAUUUGUUCAGGCACUGAUGCCAUGUCUAGACGGUGAAGACCUCAGUUCAGUCUUUGGACUAUUUUUUGUUAGUUUUUUUAAUAAGAAUCUAUUGUAUGACUGAACUGUUGUCACUUGUACAUUCAUGUUUCACUUAUAGUUGAAAAUGCAACUUUUUUUUCUUUUUUUUGACUGUUGCCAUAAAUUUAAGGGUAAUGAAGUGAGACUCAGUCCUAUCAUGUUUUCUUUGUGGUGCUAUACUGUCGUGCUAGCAGAUUUAGGAUUUAUGUCAUGUUUGUAUUCAAAUAUGCUGCUUGUUAUGAGCAUACUUUGUACUUUAGAACAAUAACGUUCGUUCUACCAGUUAGAGGUCUGCUCAGGCACCGGGCCAACCUGAAUCUAACUCAAGCAGCAAAAUAAAAGCUUGGACAUUUAGCUUUUUGUCUCUACUAUCUUUCAACCUAUGUUUGAUUAGUUUAUUGCAGCUGAAUGUUCUUCAUUCCAUUUAAAAAGGAAUACUUUUGUGAAAAUAUGUGACAAAAGUUACCACAAGGCUAUUGAGCACAUAAAUGUCAAAUCCAGUAUCCUUGGGGCUUAACCUUGAUGGAGCUUUUGUUUUCUUCCACAUAGUCCUUAAUAUUGCCUUUUAUUUUCCAUUAUGACUUGCUUAGAUCUUGCAGUUCAUGUAAAAAGAGGAAUGGAGCUAAUUAUAUGGAACAAUCACAAGUUUCAAAGUGAAUAGCUUUUUACUUAGCAUCCAUGUCAACAAAGGCCAAUCAUUUACACCUAAGAAAUGCUUUUUAAUAGAGAAUAAUUAACAGGUCAACUGCCUUGUUUGAUGACCAACCCAUGGUGGCUUCAGUGUAUUUGAAUUAGAACAUUUUUGUGUCACCUGCUGUAGGGUUCUGGUUCUGUCUGAAGGAUUACAGUACUUGGGAACAGGCUGAACAGCUGUGGGGUUUCCCCUUGGUCUGAGAGCCAAACUGCAUACCACAUCUUUUCCAUCCACUCAAACUGGGAUCCCCCAGAUGCUGAUUUUUCCAUUGUGUCAAGUAAUGACUUCAGACCACUCAUGUUCUGACUAAAUGCUUAGCCAGAGUCUGUUUAACAAUGUUACUGUAAAUUAAUACAGUAAUGGUUCAAUUUUAGUAGAAAAGUUAAAGGAAGACAUGAGAUUCGUUCUAACUUAGGCUCUCUGGAGAGGUUUGCAGCACUUUGUGUCUUUCAUUCAGUAAGUACUUAAGUACUUAAUUCCUUGACAUUGAUAAUUCUUUGACUGUACACAUGGAAACAGAAUUUCUGUCUGCUAUAAUUCCUAACCACAACCUAUACAUGCCUUACUGUUAUAAGCCAGAGCUGACAGUUAUAAAAUAUCCAAUUUCCAUUUGGUUGCAUAGUGUUGAAAUUUCCCAUCCAACUGACAGAAAAACUCAAAAUUCUCUGUCAAUGUACAUUUGUUUUCUCUUAUGGGUAUUACAGUCCUAUGUAUGAAGGAAACCUGAGACAUUUCUCCUAUUCACAUAUGAUGUGAAUUCGUCACAUCACAUGACAAAUUCUCAGCACUUCUAAGCAAAAACAAGAUAAACUGAAACCUCAUGGACGCCAGAUCAAGAGGCAUUUGUGAGUCUUGCAUUACUGCUGCUCUGACUGAGCCCAUCCUUCCCAAGUAACCAAACACUCACCCUCUCCUGCAGUGAAACAAUCUCUCAAUUUAGUACCAUCUGUGGAUUAGACACCAACGUCAGAGUCUUUCUUACAGUGCAAAACACUGAAGGGUGCUGCAGUGUUCAGCAGUAAGCAAGCAAAAUUUGUUUGGGUUCAACCAACAUAAAUAGUGACAUAUUGUUACACCUAGCAUGGCCCUGGGCAGACAUUCAUUUUUUUCCUCUAUUAAAAAAUAUCAAUGGCAAGAUGAUUUUGGUUAGACUAUGCAGAAAACUACAAGUUGGGUUAAUUGUUAUUCUUCUUUAAGCUAAGGCAUUAUGUUAGCUCUCUAACAUAACAGUACCUCUGAAGAAAAAUUACUAUUGCAAAUGUAAUUUAUAUAUU
This is a messenger RNA of Gambusia affinis (western mosquitofish), 5717 nucleotides long. It is a transcript of the gene arsj, whose product is annotated as arylsulfatase family, member J. The coding region runs from base 977 to 2722 and encodes 581 amino acids. The transcript has 3 exons. The record is from RefSeq and is a predicted model, not a curated record. NCBI's taxonomy places the organism in Eukaryota, Metazoa, Chordata, Actinopteri, Cyprinodontiformes, Poeciliidae.